Dentiscutata erythropus is the source of this 435-nucleotide messenger RNA. The record is from the annotation of a GenBank genome assembly. Lineage: Eukaryota; Fungi; Glomeromycota; Glomeromycetes; Diversisporales; Gigasporaceae.
AUGGUGCUUCCAAUUUCAUAUUACCCGAUUCAAGGAAUCUUCUAUUUUUUCUCUAAUUGGAUUUUGCUUAAAAGAAUUAUUUGUGUUUUAUUCAUUACCUUAAUUGCUACAGUUUUUGCAUUUGGUUUGAGCUUUGGAUUUUUACUUUCGCUUCAAGCCCAUGCUCUCAUAAGCGCGGGAUGUCCCGUAUGGCUUGCCUGGAUAGUUUCUUUCAUCUUUUGUUUAAUUGAGGCCGUCUUAUUUACUCUUAUCUUUUAUCUUAUUGUCACUCCAAUAUGGCAAGAUGCUUUAUUUGAUGAUGUUUUAAGGUUAAGAGGUCUUGGUUAUAUAUUAGAAAGAGAAAGAAACAUAUCAGAAUCUACUCUUUGUUGUCGAGGUGUAUAUUCUGGCCUUACAAUAACUUGUUUUCAAAUAUAUGCUCUGGUAAUGUUACAA